Drosophila montana is the source of this 441-nucleotide messenger RNA. Its product is annotated as putative GATA zinc finger domain-containing protein 25. The transcript has a single exon. NCBI's taxonomy places the organism in Eukaryota, Metazoa, Arthropoda, Insecta, Diptera, Drosophilidae. The coding region runs from base 1 to 441 and encodes 146 amino acids. The record is from RefSeq and is a predicted model, not a curated record.
AUGUCAGAAUAUUCGCUGACCAAUAUGAUUGGCGCCAUUGCGCGUCGCAUGCUGCAGGAUCAAGACCGGAAGAAGAAGGAGCAGCAGCAGCAGAAGCAUCAGCAGAAGCAGCAGCUGAAGCAGCAGCAGAAGCAGCAGCAGGAGCAGCAGCAGGAGUCUAGGCCCAAGGAGUCAAUGGAUUCCACAAAACUUAAGCUAAUGCUGGAGGAGAUCAGCAAGGAGCUGGAGGGACGAAAAUUUAACACGCUCAAUUGGCAACUGGCCGAGUGCCAGGGACUGCUCGAACAGUUUCACUCCAGCAAUCGUAAGAUCUACAAGGAUAUAAAGCUCAUUCGCCAGAUUAUCAUUGAGAUGCGUAGACGGAUCGAUGCAUCGAGGCAUCGAACUGAGCCCAGGUACGGGGAGCAAUUGAGGCCGUAUGAUAAUGUGGACUUUUCUUAA